This is a messenger RNA of Lepus europaeus (European hare), 728 nucleotides long. RefSeq names its product NADH:ubiquinone oxidoreductase core subunit S8 (gene NDUFS8). NCBI's taxonomy places the organism in Eukaryota, Metazoa, Chordata, Mammalia, Lagomorpha, Leporidae. Gene Ontology annotation, biological process: mitochondrial electron transport, NADH to ubiquinone; mitochondrial respiratory chain complex I assembly. The record is from RefSeq and is a predicted model, not a curated record. The transcript is spliced from 7 exons. Bases 59 to 691 code for a protein of 210 amino acids. Gene Ontology annotation, cellular component: membrane. Gene Ontology annotation, molecular function: NADH dehydrogenase activity; 4 iron, 4 sulfur cluster binding.
GCUCCGCCUCCAGGCUGACCGGCCGGCUGGAGCGGAGAAGGAGCCGCAGCGCCUCAAGAUGCGCCGCCUGCCGACACCCACGCUGCUGCGGGCCCUGGCCCAGGCCGGCCGCACAGGACCCCUGAGUGGCAGAAGCCUGCAUAGCAGCCCUGUGGCCGCCACCUACAAGUACGUGAACGCCCAGGAGGCCGCCACGGACAUGAAGUCGGUGACGGACCAGGCGGCCCGGACCCUGAUGUGGACAGAGCUCUUCCGAGGGCUGGGCAUGACCCUGAGCUACCUGUUCCGGGAGCCGGCCACCAUCAACUACCCGUUUGAGAAGGGCCCGCUGAGCCCGCGCUUCCGGGGCGAGCACGCCCUGCGCCGGUACCCGUCGGGGGAGGAGCGCUGCAUCGCCUGCAAGCUGUGUGAGGCCGUGUGCCCCGCCCAGGCCAUCACCAUCGAGGCCGAGCCCAGGGCCGAUGGCAGCCGCCGCACCACGCGCUACGACAUCGACAUGACCAAGUGCAUCUACUGCGGCUUCUGCCAGGAGGCCUGCCCGGUGGACGCCAUCGUGGAGGGCCCCAACUUCGAGUUCUCCACGGAGACGCACGAGGAGCUGCUGUACAACAAGGAGAAGUUGCUCCACAACGGAGACAAGUGGGAGGCCGAGAUCUCGGCCAACAUCCAGGCCGACUUCCUCUACCGGUGACGCGCGCCGCAAGGCCCAAUAAAGCGCUCCGACCCGC